Molecule: messenger RNA, 540 nt
Organism: Yarrowia lipolytica CLIB122
Lineage: Eukaryota; Fungi; Ascomycota; Dipodascomycetes; Dipodascales
Source: RefSeq, a predicted model, not a curated record
AUGCUUUUCAAGUCUCUUGCCAUUCUCACUGCCGCCACCGCCGCCAUUGCAGCCCCCGUUGCUUGCGGUGAGCAGCCCGCCUCCAACGACCAGAAGGAUAACCACAAUGACACCCCCAAGUACGUCCUUAACCUGUUUCCUGGAGCCGGCGUCACCGGCAUGAAGCCCCUUCAGGUCCGAGGAGAAAACAUUGUCUGGGGCCUGACCCAGGGCUACUCCAACUUUACCGUUGACUCCAUCGGCGACGCUCUUGCCAACGUCAUUUCUGACGGCCAGCCUCCCAAGGAACUUUACGUUGCCGACAAUGGUCAGCUUGUCGUCAACGAGCAUCCAGCCGAGACCGGUAAGGGCUACAACGGUGGCUGGGGCUUCUCCGGUGACGGCUCCGUCAAAGAGUUCUCUUCUUACGGCACUAAGGAGUUCUACUCUUGCGUUUCCAACGACGACCCUCUUCACGGAGGAAACGAUGUCUACGUUUUCAACGGCAAGUACGCCUGUGACAAGCCCAACAAGUUCACCAUUGGCGCAACCAAGGAGUAG